Cherax quadricarinatus is the source of this 909-nucleotide messenger RNA. The record is from RefSeq and is a predicted model, not a curated record. Lineage: Eukaryota; Metazoa; Arthropoda; Malacostraca; Decapoda; Parastacidae.
AUGUUUAUGAGGAAGCCUCUCAACACUGAGGAUGAUGCGUGGAUGCAGGACGUGGAUGUCCCUAAGGUGUUGGGUGACCUGGUUGAGUCCGUCAUUGGUGGUGUUUAUCUUGACAGCGGCAGAGACCUUCAAAAAACAUGGGGAGUAAUCAGAGUGUUACUGGGAGAGUCGUUGAAUCAUUGCCUGGUAGACGUCCCCGUCAACUGUGUUCGUCAACUUAUUGAGCUAGUCGGUGAGGUCCUGCCCACUCUACCCAAGUUCAAGAAAGUUCCUCGGCUCAAAAAUGAUAAGAAUGCCAAGUACCUUGUGAAGAUUGAUGGUUUACCAGACGUGUGUGGCAAAGGCAAGAAUUACAGGACAGCAAAGAUAGCAGCAGCAAAAUUGGCUAUUCGCAAGUUCCGAGCACAUAUGUCUGAGUGGAACAUGUUACCUGAGUACGCUAGCUCAGCAUCUCAGUGAUUGUGUAUAUAUACAUACACACACACUGACUGAAUUCCCAGCACCCACACCAGGACCAGAAACUAAGAUUCAACCUCUCUACCCACAAUAGGGCCAAAAAAAAAAAAAUACAUAUGUUCACUAGAAUGGAAGAGAUGAUAAUUUAUAUGUCUAUUAUUUUGUUUACUGACUGAGGAAGUGCACAGGGAAGUACUACAAGUACGUACAAUAAUACAGGUGCCUACACUAAUGCAGGUACCUAAAGUAUUUCAAGUAUUCAUCUCAAUAUCACUAUUCCCAGCACCCACACCAGGGCCAGGAAGUAAGAUUCAACCUCACUACCCUCAAUGGUGACUAAAAAUAUAACAGCAAGGGUCAGUCUCACUAUAAUAACAGCAAGGGUCUGUCCUACCAUAAUAAAUCAUUUGUUCAUCAAAAAUAUUUUAUAUCAGCAUUCCUCAGAAAUAAAAA